AUGGCCCUUUAUCGAGACGCCACGCAGCAAAGAUGGAAGGGCAGCGAGAGCCCUCUCUUCGGCCCCACGGCGGCGGAGCUCCCUCGGUAUCAGCGCGACGUGGAGGACCUGCUGGUGGAAACCACCGCCUCGCCCUGCCCCUCCGCCCACCGCUCCAGCAAACUGCUGCUGAACGAGAUUCUGGACAUCUCAGCACCUCUCAACGAAGCCGCCGGGGCCAUAGUCGAUGACUCCUUCUGGCGCUGCUUCAAGUCCAACGAGCCCGAGCCAUGGAACUGGAACCUCUACCUCUUCCCCCUCUGGUGCCUCGGCGUGCUCUUCCGCUAUGCCAUCCUCUUCCCCAUCCGGCUGGUGCUGCUGCUGCUGGGCUGGGUCAUCUUCCUCUCGCUCUUCAUCCCCAUCCACUUCAUCUUUGCCGGAUACGACAAGCUGCGCCGCAGCCUAGAGCGAGGGCUAGUGGAGUUCAUGUGUGGCGUGUUCGUGGCGUCAUGGACAGGCGUCAUCAAGUAUCACGGGCCUAGGCCAGUGCGCCGGGCCAACCAGGUGUACGUGGCGAACCACACAUCAAUGAUCGACUUCAUCAUUCUGGAGCAACUCACAGCCUUUGCUGUCAUCAUGCAGAAGCACCAGGGCUGGGUCGGGCUGCUGCAGAAGACAGUGUUAGAGAGUGUGGGGUGCAUCUGGUUCAACCGCACAGAGGCCAAGGACCGAGCCAUUGUGACAAACAAGCUCAAACAGCAUGUUGCUAGGGCGGAUGCCAACCCGUUGCUUAUAUUCCCCGAGGGCACAUGUGUUAAUAACGAGUACACGGUCAUGUUCAAGAAGGGAGCAUUCGAGUUGGACUGUGCAGUGUGCCCCAUCGCCAUCAAGUACAACAAGACUUUCGUCGAUGCCUUCUGGAACAGCCGCCAGCAAUCUUUCACCAUGCACCUCGUGCGUCUGAUGACGUCAUGGGCGGUGGUGUGUGACGUGUGGUUCAUGGAACCCCAAUAUAUCCAGCCAGGGGAGUCGGCAAUUGAGUUUUCUGAAAGGGUGCGGGAGCUGAUUGCGCGGAGGGCGGGCAUCAAGAAGGUGCCGUGGGAUGGGUAUCUCAAGUACUAUCGGCCCAGCCCCAAGCUGACGGAGAAGAGGCAAGCCAAGUACGCGCACUCAGUGCUGCUCACGCUGCAAGAGAUCACUGGGGUUGUUGCUGGGGUGCUCCCCUCACCCGAUGAAGACAAGCUCGUGCUCUGA
Closterium sp. Naga37s-1 is the source of this 1233-nucleotide messenger RNA. The record is from the annotation of a GenBank genome assembly. NCBI's taxonomy places the organism in Eukaryota, Viridiplantae, Streptophyta, Zygnematophyceae, Desmidiales, Closteriaceae.